UCCAUUUCUGCCGUCACGUCCACCGGAUCGGAAUCCAGUCACGCGAAUUCCCUGACCGGUCGUCGUCGUCCCAUCCGGCUCCGGCGACCUCCUGCCCCCUGCUCCUCCACCGCCGCCGCCCGCGGGUCCAGCCGAGAUGGGGAGCACCUCCUCGAUGCUCACCCAGUACGACAUCGAGGAGGUCCAGGACCACUGCAACCACGCCUUCUCGCAGCAGGAGAUCGUGUCCCUGUACCAGCGCUUCUGCCAGCUCGACCGCAACGGCGGCGGCUUCGUCUCGGCCGACGAAUUCAUGUCCGUCCCCGAGUUCGCGGUCAAUCUCCUCUCCCAGAGGCUCCUGAGGAUGCUGGAUGGGCUCAACUUCAAGGAGUUUGUGGCGUUUUUAUCUGCGUUUAGCCCCCGCACAAGCCUGCAGCAAAAGAUUGAAUGUCGGUAUCAGUUAUUUUCAAGGUUUAUGACACUGACUGCAAUGGGAAGGUUGCAUUUGAUGACAUCUUGAGCAUCUUGCGAGAUCUGACGGGUUCGUUUAUGACAGAGCAACAGAGACAGAAAGUCUUGACUCAUGUGUUAGAAGAAGCUGGCUACACAAAAGAUUCACAUUUCACUGUCCCAGACUUCAUGAAGAUUCUUGGCAAUUCUGAGCUCAAGAUGGAGGUCGAAGUUCCCAUUGACUAAUAACUUAAUAAGUAUCUGUAUAGUAUUGUCAUGCUGUUGCUCAGAGUGUGUUCAUUUAUGUUAGAUUUGGUUGAUGGUUUAUUUAUAUCCUUGUAACUCAAAUCAUGAUCAGAGUUGUAAUUAAGCAUACAUCUGUACUUGCUAUUUGGAGGUUUAGUUGACUCUGACAUAUGCUCCUUUCCACUUGUCUAUGCCUCAUGUCAUGUUCCAUAUACCCUUACUGCCAUAAGGUUCACUGCCAAGUGCCAAAUAUGUCAACUUUUUCGCAGAUAAUAAAAGCAUCAGUGAAUAUAGGGUUCUCAUUAGUACUACCGCACUGUACUAGUUAAUAUCUUGUGAAUGGUCAUAAUCUUGUAUAUAUGUGUUGAUGAACUUGCCGUGUGCCAAAGAAGAAACUGGAAGCAUGGUGAACAUUUCAGAUUUAACUGAAAUAUAACAAUACUAAAUUCAUUUGGUCAGGGUGCACAAGGUGCCUGGUUGUUUAUUCUCAGAUAUGCAGGACAGCAGAAGCCAAUAAUAUUGUGUUGGAUUUGUGCCUGUCAUGGCCAACUUGAGGAAACCCUAUAAAAUGGAAGGGAUGGCAGAACUAUUGGAGUUUAGCCAGGGAAACAUCUUUAGCUCGUCGGUGUCAAUCUUGGUCAUAGAUGGAUACAGACUUUCAUGUUAACGCAAAUGACAAACAUUGAACAUCAAUCAGGGCUUUUUACCAAGAUGGCAGAAAACGAUACUAUUCAGUUACAGAGAGCAAUAUUCGCCCAGUACAUUAUGAUGAAAAAGUUAUUUAUGGAGCUAGAAGUGGAAAGAGAAGCUUCAGCUACCGCUGCAAGUGCGGCCAUGUCAAUGAUUCGAAAGCUUCAGAAAGAGAAGGAUGCAGAGAGGAUGGAAGCAUGGCAGUACAAAAGAAUAGCUGAGGAAAAGAUGAACCACACUGACGGAGCACUGGAGAUUCUAAAGGAGGUGAUGGAGCUAAAGGAAUUGGAGAUCUCGUAUCUGAGGAACAAACUGAAGGCGUAUAAACACAAGCUAUUAGAUGCUGGCAUUGAUGAUUCUGACAUUGCUGAUGAGACAAUAGCUAGUAAUAUACCUAUGUUUGAAAGCAAGAACGUGGAGAAUCUUUGUCGUAAGAUCAGAAGGAAUUUCUCUCUGCCAACUUUGCGGUUGAAUAAACUAUAUACUGAUAUUGACAUCAACAAAACUGGUGGAGUACAAUCAGCAAGGAGCAGGCCGAGUGAUGAUGGGUGGGAGCGUAUUUCAACAGAUGGUAUGGCUUUAGAGCCCAAGAAAAGCUUGUCAACGGAUGUGAACAGUACAGAAAAGCAAACUGAAGAACCGAAACCUCCAAGCAGUGAAGCUUUACAUGACUCUCAGCCAUUGGAGGAGUCUUCAUGUUGUUCCUUGUUAUCAGUGAGUCAUCAGACAGAUAUAUUAAGUGAAACAGCAGUUCAGGUCAGGGGAGAUGUGGAAUACACGGUGAACCAUGAUGGACCCAAGGAGUCUUGUUUAGGUACUGAAACGGGUGAACUAACAGUUCAUCCUCUAAGUGGACUUGACCCGCUCCAAAUUCCAGAAAGAAGCAAUGUGACGACUGAUUCCUCGUGUACUGGAAGUGAAAUACUUACAGAGGAAUCAGAACUGUCUCCCUCAGUUGCUGCCAAAGGGCGAGGGCCACGUAGUCUAUCCAGGUUCGCUGCAACAAGAAAAAUUGGAUCCAUGAAUAAUGUUGAUAGACAUGUUCGUCGAAGCUCUGGGAGUCAGACACCGCGAGCUGGUGUUGAGAGAACCAGAUCAAGGCUAAAGCGCGUGCAAAGUGAAAAGAUGGUUGAGCUAGGUGACCCUAAAACUAACAAGGAGCAGAUCAUAAUGCUGAAGGAGGUAUACGAGCAGCUUGGCAUGAUAGAGUCACACAUGAGACCUUCUGGUUCUCAGGAAAGCCCCCGAAAUGACACAUCAUUAGAUUCUGUUAUGGAGGCGGCUCUGUCCUUCUCCAUAUAACCCUGUCAGGCUUGUGCCAUCUGAAGCAUGUCUUGAGGCCAUCUGGUGGCAAUUCAUGUUUCUGAAUCUGGCGGCACAUUAUCGCAUACUUCACUUUUUUGAGGGAUAGCAAAACAAAGGCGAGCCCUUUUCUGUUUAAAUAUCUCCUUCAUCAACGCAAUACAGUGAAAACUGGGGAAUGUGUGGGCACAGUUCACAUUGUUAAAUCUAGCGCCAUCCCAAAAGUGCGUAUGUUGUAAGGUUGUUCACUUGUUUGCGCAGGCAUUCGCCUGCUGGCAUGUUCGAUUGUAUCUGAUGUGUAUAUAGAUGAAGGUAAGGAAGACAAAGGCGGGGUAUGGAGAAGGGCAGGUGCAGGAUUGUGCUGCAGAUAACCUUUGCUACACUGAGUAUUCAUUCGCACAGUGGCAUCCCCCUGCCAGAACAUCUCAGUUAGUUAAUUCCAGGGCCUGAGGUGCCCCAAAAAAACGUCAUGAAAAAAAAAUCGUGAUUUUGGCUAA
This is a messenger RNA of Panicum virgatum (switchgrass), 3164 nucleotides long. Its product is annotated as calcineurin subunit B-like. The coding region runs from base 1336 to 2667 and encodes 443 amino acids. The transcript is spliced from 9 exons. Lineage: Eukaryota; Viridiplantae; Streptophyta; Magnoliopsida; Poales; Poaceae. Gene Ontology annotation, molecular function: calcium ion binding. The record is from RefSeq and is a predicted model, not a curated record.